Messenger RNA from Meriones unguiculatus (Mongolian gerbil), 1921 nucleotides. It is a transcript of the gene Slc7a13, whose product is annotated as solute carrier family 7 member 13. Gene Ontology annotation, cellular component: membrane. Gene Ontology annotation, biological process: amino acid transmembrane transport. Gene Ontology annotation, molecular function: L-amino acid transmembrane transporter activity. Lineage: Eukaryota; Metazoa; Chordata; Mammalia; Rodentia; Muridae. Bases 65 to 1504 code for a protein of 479 amino acids. The record is from RefSeq and is a predicted model, not a curated record. The transcript has 4 exons.
AUCUAUGAAACUUGUAGGCAGAAACACUCACAGACCUUAAUUUCGUGAAUGAAAAGUUCUCUCAAUGGCAAUAAAUACAGAAAAGAAAAUAAAGCUUAAGAGAGAACUUGGGUAUUUCUGGGGAACAAAUUUUUUAAUUAUUAAUAUAAUCGGUGCAGGAAUUUUUGUGGCCCCUAAAGGAGUGCUGGAGUACUCUUCCAUGAAUGUGGGAUUCUCUUUGUGUGUUUGGGCUGUCUGUUCAGUGCUAUCUCUGACCAGUACUCUCUGCUUUGCAGAGGUAGGGAUAACCUUCCCAUGCACUGGAGCUCACUACUAUUUUAUCAAGAGAUGCUUUGGCCCCUUCCCUGCAUUCCUGAGACUCUGGAGCGCCUUGUUUCUGAUGCCAGGAGUAAUUGCUAGCCAAGCUCUGCUACUUGCUGAGUAUGGCAUCCAGCCUUUCUAUCCCAGCUGCUCUACCCCAAAUCUACCCAAAAAAUGUCUGGCCUUAGCUGUGCUGUGGAUUGUGGGAAUUCUGAAUUCUCGAGGUGUGAAAGAACUCUCCUGGCUUCAGACAGUGAGCACAAUGCUGAAAAUAGGUAUACUCAGCUUAAUUUCCUUUAGCGGGCUGUUCAUGCUCCUGAGAGGGAAGAAGGAGAAUGUGGGAAGGCUUCAGAACGCGUUCGGCACUGAGACUCCAGAGGUCUCCCGGCUAAUAGAAGCUGUCUUCCAAGGAUACUUCGCGUUUUCUGGUGGGGGAUGCUUUACGUUUGUAGCAGGGGAGCUAAAGAAGCCCAGUAAAACAAUUCCUAGAUGCAUAUUUACGGCAAUGCCUCUUGUGACCGUGUUGUAUUUACUUGCUAAUAUUUCCUACCUGACGGUCCUGACCCCCAGGGAAAUCCUCUCUUCAGAUGCUGUGGCUCUUACAUGGACUGACAGAGUCAUCCCGCAGUUAACAUGGACCAUCCCUUUUGCUAUUUCUGUCUCAUUGUUCAGUAAUCUUGUGGUUAAUGUACUGGAGUCAGCAAGAAUAAUGUACAUUGCGAGCCAGCACAGCCAGCUGCCAUUGGUGUUUGGUACCCUUAAUGUUCACUCCUCCCCCUUCUCAGCUAUGCUACUCAUUGUCAUCAUAGCAUCCAUUGCAAUUGUCUUGACAAAUCUACUUGAGUUGAUAAACUACCUCUAUUUUGUUGUUUCCAUUUGGACUUCCUUAACAAUAAUAGGAAUCCUGAAACUGAGGUACCAGGAGCCCAGUCUACACAGACCAUAUAAGGUGUUUUUACCGUUCAUAUUCAUAGCACUGACCAUCACCCUGUGCUUGGUUUUGAUUCCCCUUGUCAAGUCUCCCAAGAUGCAUUAUAUCUAUGUGUUCCUCUUCCUUCUCAGUGGAGUGUUCUUUUAUGUGCCAUUUAUAUACUUUAAGUUGAAGCUGGUUUGGUUUCAGAAGCUGACUUGUUAUCUGCAGUUACUCUUUAAUAUUUGCACCCCUGAUGUGUCUGAUGAGCACUUACCAGAAGUAGAAAAUUGAAAAAGAGUAGCCUUUUAUAACCACACCAUGUUCCAGAUGAAGGCUAAGUGUAGGCUAGACUAGUAAUGAUGGCAACUCUUGAAAUGAAAAUGGUGUAUAGAAAAAUACCCAGGAAGUUCCUGGUUUUAAAAUGGCGAAGAAAGUGACCGGAGAGAUUGUUGUUAAGGGCAGCCAUUGCUCUUGCAGAAGACUGGAGUUCAAUUCCCAAACCCCACACAGAAGCUCACAACUAUCUGUAACUCCAGACAUGGAGGACCAAAUAUCCUCUUUUGGAUUCUGCAGGCACUGCACGCAUAUGGUAUGCAGAUAUACAUGUAGGCAAACACCCAUAGACAUUUACAAAAGAAAAAAAUAAGUGUUACUAAACUCUGUUUUAAUAAAAAUAAAGUUCCUAGUUUGUAUAGUUGCAUGUAUCAA